AUGGGAUCCUUCCGAUGGGAUUGGAAUAAGGAGAAGGAGAAGAAGAAAUAUGGGGAGAAUAAGAAUAAGAAGGAGAAGAAGGAAGCUUCAGUUACAGAUAAAGAAAGUGCAGUUUGGAGGAAAAUGGGGAUGGAUAGGAUAUCAUGUUUCAGAAGAAGGAGAGCAUCUCUCAGUGACACAAGAACAUGUCAUGUAUCGGAUAGCAAGAAGAAGGAGAAGAAGAAGAACUUUGAAUCUCAGAAUCUCAGAAUCUCAGAAUCUCAGAAUCUCAGAAUCUCAGAAUCUCAGAAUCUCAGAAUCUCAGAAUCUCAGAAUCUCAUAAUCUCAGAAUCUCAGAAUCUCAGAAUCUCAGAAUCUCAGAAUUUCAGAAUCUCAGAAUCUCAGGAAAUCUCAGAAUCUCAGAAUCUCAGAAUCUCAGAAUCUCAGAAUCUCAGAAUCUCAGAAUCUCAGAAUCUCAGAAUCUCAGAAUCUCAGAAUCUCAGAAUCUCAGAAUCUCAGAAUCUCAGAAUCUCAGAAUCUCAGAAUCUCGGAAUCUCAGAAUCUCAGAAUCUCAGAAGCUCAGAAACUCAGAAUCUCAGAAUCUCAGAAUCUCAGAAUCUCAGAAUCUCAGAAGCUCAGAAGCUCAGAAUCUCAGAAUCUCAGAAUCUCAGAAUCUCAGAAUCUCAGAAUCUCAGAAUCUCAAAAUCUCAGAAUCUCAGAAUCUCAGAAUCUCAGAAUCUCAGAAUCUCAGAAUCUCAGAAUCUCAGAAUUUCAGAGUCUCAGAAUCUCAGAAUCUCAGAAUCUCAGAAUCUCAGAAUCUCAGAGUCUCAGAAUCUCAGAAUCUCAGAAUCUCAAAAUCUCAGAAUCUCAGAAUCUCAGAAUCUCAGAAUCUCAGAAUCUCAGAAUCUCAGAAUCUCAGAAUCUCAGAAUCUCAGAAUUUCAGUAUCUCAGAAUCUCAGAAUCUCAAAAUCUCAGAAUCUCAGAAUCUCAGAGUCUCAGAAUCUCAGAAUCUCAGAAUCUCAAAAUCUCAGAAUCUCAGAGUCUCAGAAUCUCAGAAUCUCAGAAUCUCAAAAUCUCAGAAUCUCAGAGUCUCAGAAUCUCAGAAUCUCAGAAUCUCAGAAUCUCAAAAUCCCAAAAUCUCAGAAUCUCAGAAUCUCAGAAACUCAGAAUCUCAGAAACUCAGAAUCUCAGAAUCUCACGGUUUCAUUAGAUUAG
Messenger RNA from Caenorhabditis briggsae, 1194 nucleotides. The coding region runs from base 1 to 1194 and encodes 397 amino acids. The transcript is spliced from 3 exons. NCBI's taxonomy places the organism in Eukaryota, Metazoa, Nematoda, Chromadorea, Rhabditida, Rhabditidae. The record is from RefSeq and is a predicted model, not a curated record.